AAACUGAUAAGAGACCAAAGAAAAAUCAUCGUCACUGUUCUUAUACUUUCACUUUCUUUUUACUGUAAAUAGGGGUUGUUGUGAGGACCAGCUUGGAGUAGAAAUACAGCAUAGAUUUAUAAAGUAUUGUUUGGUUAAAUGAUCGACAGCUGACUCCUAAUAUAAUAAUCGAAUCCCCCGUCGUGUGAUCGAUCGCUUCCCCUCUGGUUCCUUUGGUUCGACUCGUCUACACAGCUGGUGAAGUCAUGUCGGGUUUACUGAAGAAAAUACAAAACAUCGAUAAAGAAGCAGCUGAUUAUUUGAGAGACGCUGAUUUACAAAGUGACUCAGACAUCCAGGUCCUGACUAGAGAUGAACUGCGCGACCUGCUUCCAGGAAAUAAGAAUAUGAAACGCAGAAGGGCCAUUUUUGACAUAAUCCACAAGCAGCCAAUCGAUCAGAUCCUAAAGAAGGUGAAGGGGUUCAUCCCAGAGGAGUCUUUGAGAGCUGCUCUAACUGACAAUGGGGUCUUGGUUGAAUACCUCGGUCUCCUGAUGGACAUGAAGACCCAAAUGGAUAAAGUCCUGACUGUCAUCGAAGCUCACAUCGACUUUCUGAACGAAUACAAAACAAAUCCAUCGGACCAUGAAUCAGCCAGCAGUGAGUCGAAGGAGCUUCUGGUCGACACGAUGGACACCUCACCAGGAGAAACACCAGAGGCCGGGUCACAUGGGAGGCCUCUGCCCAGCGGUGGUCGUGAGGAGCAUCAGAUUCCCCAAAGUGAUGGACCUCCACAAGCAGCAGCAGGCUCUUGGACAUGUUCAGGUACCUCUCACAGCGGUGAUGGGUGGAAGUCACAACCGUGUUCCCGUCAAGAACCAAAACGCACCACAUCGUACAGGAUGGUUGUCGGUGGUAAAACCUUUGACGCCCACCUGACGCUGAUGGAGAAAAUAAAGAAAAAAGUUCACAAUCAGCUUUGUGAAGACGACAACCACUCGGUCACUUUUGUCUUCUGUCCGAUCAGUUCUCGCGUUGCGUCAGACGUUGAGGCAGCCAUGUCCCAUUUUAUCGAUGAUAAACCUGUCAUUCUGGUGUUGAUGCACCACACACACCAAGUCAGGGCAACGUCUACUAUGAAAACAUGGAAUGUUAACGCCAAAGUUGUGUUGCAUGUCAACGUUUUCUACCAUGAGACACGUGGAUUACUGAAGUGUGAUGAGAAUAAUGCUGCUGUCACUGAGAUAGGAAACAAAUUACUGGAGCUCUUCGACCCAAACAGUAGCCUUACCAGUGGAAACGCCCAGGGUGGGGGGGGCCGAAGAUGGUGGGAUUAGUUUGGAUUGGAUCAAAAAUCCAUUUAAGAAGAAAAAAUAAAACAAAGAGUUUUCUGCACAUUAAGUGCUGUUCAAUUUCUAAAUUUUGAUCCGGUAACUUGUGUUAAUCAUUUUUCAACUCAAUUAUUUAUCCAAUAUUUAUAGAUUCAUGGGAAGGACAAAUUAAUAUUUGAGCUGCUAUUGAUCAUCAGACUUGUAAUCAAAAGUAGCCUUACCAGUGGAGUGGGGGGGCCGAAGGUGGAUGGACAGGGAGUGUAUGGGGGUCAAUUAAGAAAGGCCUAGCUUUAAAGCUUUAAAUCCUGGAAAGGAUAAUUGGUAAUGUUGUUGGUAAUGGUUUUUUUCAGUUCAUGCAAAGGAUAGCAUCAACUGAUUAAUUCAUACCCUUUACGGGUUUGCAGAAAACUUUAUUUUAUUCUUCUUGGUAAAAUCUAUCUCAGCAACUGAUCUAAUGAUAAUUGUUUUUUUGGUGGUCACAGAUUUAAAUAGCAAAACGAGUUAUGGGUUACUUGUGUUAACAAUUUUUCAACUCAAUUAUGUGUCCAUUAUUUAUAGAUUUAAGGAAAUAAAACGUUGAAAUCAAUAUUUGAGCUGCUAUUGAUCAUCAGACUUAACUUAUAACUAAAUAAUAAUCAAACUAAUAAAAUAAAAAAGGAAA
Messenger RNA from Pungitius pungitius (ninespine stickleback), 1971 nucleotides. RefSeq lists its product as uncharacterized. The coding region runs from base 246 to 1316 and encodes 356 amino acids. The record is from RefSeq and is a predicted model, not a curated record. Lineage: Eukaryota; Metazoa; Chordata; Actinopteri; Perciformes; Gasterosteidae. The transcript has 9 exons.